Molecule: messenger RNA, 1041 nt
Organism: Penicillium brasilianum
Lineage: Eukaryota; Fungi; Ascomycota; Eurotiomycetes; Eurotiales; Aspergillaceae
Source: the annotation of a GenBank genome assembly
AUGACCGGACCGUCCAUUCAAGAUCGCACGAGCGAGUUCAGCGCCAUCCUUGGCCACGCCCAAAAACGACUCGGCGCCUCGAAAGUUGGAACCCAGCGACAAGCGCUCCUGACGGACGCCCAAAGACGACAAGCCAAUGGGUCGCCGUCUGGUCCGCAUGAUAGCAGUACAGGCAGAUCCGAGUUUGCGCGGAGAGCGCGGGAUAUUGGGAAGGGCAUUACUGGAACGACCGCGAAGCUGCAGCGCUUAGCAGAGUUGGCGAAGCGGAAAACACUCUUCGAUGACCGACCGGUCGAAAUAUCCGAAUUGACAUACGUGAUCAAGCAAGAUCUGGCCUCGCUAAACCAGCAGAUUGCCUCCUUGUCUGCGUUGACCCAAGCGCAACAUCCAAAGUCAAACCGCUCCAAGACAGACCAGGAAGGAGAACACAAUGACAAUGUCGUCGUUAUGUUGCAAGGAAAACUUGCGGACGUCGGGUCUUCUUUCAAGGAUGUUCUUGAAGUCCGGACAAAGAACAUCCAAGCCUCUCGCACAAGAACCGAGAACUUUGUCUCCUCCGUCUCCUCCAAAUCACAGAGCGCUCUUGACUCGCAACGCUCUGAUUCACCUUUAUACAACACCUCGGGGCGCCGAACGCCUCAGCCAGGGUAUCAAGGAAACUCGUCCGAUCUUCUGACCUUGGAUCCCUCAAACCCCUCACCUUUGGGCCAGUCAAUGCAAUCGGAUCAGCAACUCCUGGUAAUGGAGGAGGCCCAAUCCAGCAACUCUUACGUCCAGGCCCGUGGAGAGGCCAUCGAAGCCAUUGAGCGAACUAUCAGCGAACUUGGUGGCAUUUUCGGCCAAUUGGCACAGAUGGUCAGUGAACAGUCUGAAAUGAUUCAACGCAUUGAUGCAAAUACCGAGGACGUUGUGGACAACGUCCAAGGCGCUCAGCGAGAACUCAUGAAAUAUUGGACUCGGGUGUCUGGAAAUCGCUGGCUCAUUGCCAAGAUGUUUGGCAUUCUGAUGAUUUUCUUCCUUCUUUGGGUUUUGAUCUCGUGA